Osmia lignaria (orchard mason bee) is the source of this 1638-nucleotide messenger RNA. Its product is annotated as acid phosphatase type 7. The record is from RefSeq and is a predicted model, not a curated record. Gene Ontology annotation, molecular function: metal ion binding; acid phosphatase activity. NCBI's taxonomy places the organism in Eukaryota, Metazoa, Arthropoda, Insecta, Hymenoptera, Megachilidae.
AUUGUUUUUGACAUUCGAUCAUGAGUGAUAAGUCCAUAUUUAUUACGACUCUUUGUUCAUCGAAAAUAAGAACACAGUGUGUUUCCUUAUAGCGUAGUAUAAAUACAGUGAAAUCUUGAAAAACGGAGAUCGUUUGCGUACACACAAGAUAUACAUAUUAUAUUUAUAUAUGUAUCGACUGUUAUUGUGACUAAUAAACGUCAGAUGUAAUUUACAUUGUCAGUUAUAAUAAAAUGGCUUUGAUCGUUGGAUUCGUUAUUUUAUCCUUAAUCUCUGUCACACUGUGCAACGUUAUUUACUAUCAACCUGAAGCUGUGCAUCUUGCCUAUGGAGACAAUAUUCAUGAUAUUGUUGUGACAUGGAGUACCAGAAACAAUACAGAAGAAUCAAUCGUGGAAUAUGGAGUAGAAGGAUUAAUUCUUACAGCGACAGGAAAUUCCACUCUAUUUAUUGAUGGUGGAGAUGAAAAACAAAAACAAUACAUCCAUAGAGUAUGGUUGAAAAAUUUAACACCCAAUAGUAAAUACCUUUAUCAUUGUGGUAGUAAAUACGGAUGGUCAAAUGUAUUCUAUGUAAAAACUGCUCCUAAAGACUCGGCAGAAUGGUCUCCACAAAUUGUUAUAUUCGGUGACAUGGGUAACGAAAAUGCUCAGAGUUUGUCAAGAUUGCAGGAAGAAGCACAACGUGGACUAUACGAUGCAGCAAUUCAUGUAGGAGAUUUUGCAUAUGAUAUGGACACUGAUAAUGCACACGUCGGUGAUGAAUUUAUGAAACAAAUAGAAGGUGUUGCUGCUUAUUUACCUUAUAUGACAGUACCUGGUAAUCAUGAAGAAAAGUAUAAUUUUAGUAAUUACAGAGCCCGUUUUACGAUGCCUGGAGAUAGCGAAGGCUUAUGGUACAGUUUUAAUGUUGGACCUGUUCACUUCAUAGCUAUAGAAACUGAAGCUUAUUACUUUAUGAAUUAUGGUAUAAAGCAACUUGUUAAACAGUACCAGUGGCUAGAAAAAGAUUUAAUAGAAGCAAAUAUGCCUAAGAAUAGAAUGCAACGACCAUGGAUAGUAACAUUUGGUCACAGACCAAUGUACUGUAGUAAUGCGAAUGCUGAUGAUUGCACCAAUCACCAAAGUCUUGUCAGAGUUGGAUUACCGUUUUUAAAUUGGUUCGCACUUGAAGAUCUCUUUUUUAAGUAUAAAGUAGAUUUAUUAUUGUGGGCUCACGAACAUAGUUAUGAGCGUAUGUGGCCCAUGUACAACUUCAAGGUACAAAAUGGUAGUUAUGAGGAACCAUAUAAGAAUUACAAGGCACCUGUACACAUAGUAACUGGAUCAGCGGGGUGUAAAGAAGGUAGAGAAAAGUUUGUUCCACAGAGACCGGAGUGGUCCGCGUAUCGUAGUGCGGAUUAUGGAUAUACAAGAAUGAAAGCAUAUAAUUUGACUCAUCUUUAUCUCGAGCAGGUAUCGGACGACAAGGAGGGUGCUGUUUUGGAUCAAAUUUGGCUCGUGAAGGACGAUAUUUUACCAGCGUACAAUUUAGAUUACCUUGCAAAUAAAAUAUAAAGUAUAAUUUAGGAAAUAUUAAUUGAAAUAUUAUGUAAACGUCUUCUGUCGUUUUUCUUCAAUAAUGCACCAUAUUCUUUUA